Messenger RNA from Neoarius graeffei (lesser salmon catfish), 2457 nucleotides. It is a transcript of the gene snx2, whose product is annotated as sorting nexin 2. The record is from RefSeq and is a predicted model, not a curated record. The coding region runs from base 206 to 1735 and encodes 509 amino acids. The transcript is spliced from 15 exons. Gene Ontology annotation, molecular function: phosphatidylinositol binding. Gene Ontology annotation, biological process: intracellular protein transport; early endosome to Golgi transport. Gene Ontology annotation, cellular component: endosome membrane; endosome. NCBI's taxonomy places the organism in Eukaryota, Metazoa, Chordata, Actinopteri, Siluriformes, Ariidae.
UAGUUUUCUGCUAUUACUGAAGUGAUUUAGAGUCACCACAGAAUAAUCGCUGUCACUUUUUUACUGUCCAGGGCGGAGCGUGUUUUCAAUGAAAGCACCACAGCUGUCAUAAGACUGAAUUGUUCUUAAGGAUCACAUGACAGCCUGGGAACCUCCUGUCUCUAAUCACAGAGUUUGCUCUCACCGUUAUUACUGUUAGGAGAAGAUGGCGGAAGAGAGGGAACCCCCACCGUUGGUAGAUGCAGGUCAGGUAGACUUUAUUGAAGUGGAGGACGGAGAAGAUCUUUUUGCAAGCGUCGUCACUACAAUAGAGCAGAUUAGCCCCACUUCUCCAGAGCCAGCCAGUUUGCCUGCAGAAGACAUCAGCAUAAACACCAAUGGACCUAAACAAGAAAUAUUAUUAGAUGAUGACCAAGAGGACCUAUUUCCUGAAGCAACAGAGGAGGUAUCACUGGACAGUCCAGAGAGGGAGCCAAUCCUGUCUGAUGGCCCAUCUCCUGCCAUCACACCAGUUACUCCCACAGGCAUAAUCACUCCGACAGUUGAAGGCUUUGGCUCUCUAGAUGAGGAUGAAGCUGAAGAAAAAGAGACUUUUGAUAUGCAGAUAACAGUAUCUGAUCCAGAGAAAGUGGGUGAUGGAAUGAAUGCUUAUAUGGCAUAUAAAGUGACAACCAAGACAUCCCUGAAACUUUUCAGCAGGAAUGAGUUUUCUGUGAAAAGGAGAUUCAGUGAUUUCCUGGGUCUGCAUAGCAAAUUGGCUUCUAAGUACAUGCACAUUGGCUACAUAGUCCCCCCGGCACCAGAGAAAAGCAUUGUGGGAAUGACAAAAGUCAAGGUUGGAAAAGAGGACUUGUCAUCUGCAGAAUUUGUAGAAAAAAGAAGGGCUGCUUUGGAAAGAUAUCUGAUGAGAACAGCGAAUCAUCCUGCUCUGCUAAAAGACUCUGAUGUCAUUCAGUUCUUGGAAAACACAGAGCUGCCGCGAGCAGUUAGCACCCAGGCACUGAGUGGAGCCGGAAUAUUGAGGAUGGUAAACAAAGCAGCCGACGCUGUCAACAAAAUGACAAUCAAGAUGAAUGAAUCGGAUGCGUGGUUUGAAGAAAAACAACAGCAGUUUGAGAACCUUGACGUCCAGCUCAGAAAACUGCAUGCCAGUGUGGAAUCGUUGGUUUGUCAUAGGAAAGAGUUAUCCAUGAACGCUGCAUUGUUUGCAAAGAGUGCUGCUAUGCUGGGAAAUUCGGAGGACCACACAGCUUUGUCGCGGGCCCUCUCUCAGCUUGCCGAGGUGGAAGAGAAGAUUGAUCAGUUGCAUCAAGAACAGGCCUAUGCUGACUUUUAUGUAUUCUCUGAGCUACUUGGUGACUACGUACGGCUUAUCACUGCUGUUAAGGGUGUGUUUGACCAGCGUAUGAAAACAUGGUCCAAAUGGCAGGAUGCUCAGCUCAUGCUACAACGGAAGAGAGAAGCUGAAGCUAAGCUACAGUAUGCCAACAAGCCCGACAAGCUCCAACAGGCCAAGGAUGAGAUAAAGGAGUGGGAAGCUAAAGUACAGCAGGGAGAGAGAGAUUUUGAGCAGAUAUCAAAGAACAUUCGCCGGGAAGUGGGGAGAUUCGAGAAACAAAGAGUGAAGGAUUUCAAAGUUGUCAUCAUCAAAUAUCUAGAAUCACUAGUAUAUACACAACAGCAGCUGAUCAAGUAUUGGGAAGCCUUCUUACCUGAAGCUAAAGCUAUAGCAUGAGUAGACAAAUUCCUGUGCAAAAGCAUUGGAGCCUAUUGCUCUUUUCUUAAUUUUUAUGUACAUCAUUCAAAAUGGAUGCAUGAACUUGGUGACCACUUGAAGACCAGUAUAAUAAAACACUAUAAAUCUUUUAAUUGCUAAGUCCAUACUUUUUGUCGUAAGUUGAUCACUAGUCUUUCGUUUGUUCUGAAGGGUGAAAUAUGGACAGUGGUAUUUACUGUUUACUGAUACACUACUGCUUAGUCUUUAGAUGUCCACGCACCAUAGUUGAAAUCCAUCAUAAUUGUAUUUUUGCCAAGGGAAAUGUGUGGUGGUGGGUGGGGUUGUGUGGGGUUUUUUUUUUUUUUUUUUGCAAUUCCCCCAAUAAACAUUCAGCAUGCAUCAUUUUGUUAAGCUAUUACUUAUUUGAUCCUUUACACAAAGUACAGCACUACAGUACUUAGUGUGCUGCUUUCUGCUAUACAUGUACAGUGGUGUGUGAUAUCAAUAUUACACACAAUAUAACUUUUAUAUAUAUUGCACAUGCAUGGUGUGUGUGUGAAAUAUAUUAUAAUAAAUGUGUAGUAAAUAUCUCUCUGGCUUCUUAGCCUAAAAUAUUUUGUAAAAAUGACACUUUUUUUUUUUUUUUUUUUUUUUUCUGUUUAAGCAGAUUUUCAGAUUUCGUUUCCUAAUUUUUUUUUUUUUUUAACUUUACAUUCCUGUGAAACAAUGCCAACAUUCUA